AUGGCUCAGCCCUCAGUAAGACAGCACAACGUGACCAGGUCACGCAUCGCUCGACCCGGGGGAAUCCCGGCUUCCCGUAGCGGCGACCGCAUCCACCUCACAGAGGCUGCCUCUUCCAGCCACCUCGCAAAAGCCAAAGGGCCAAAACAGAUCGGCGUCGUUGCCGCUGCUGCAGGUGGCAAGCUUCGAGCCGACUCUUCGAAAGCCAUGCCACAGCGUGCUGCCCUCUCCGACGUCAGCAACCGUGUUGGCGCCGUCCGAGGCAAUGCUAACGUCGAUGGCGCCGUCAAGCUGGCGCCCGGCCAGCAAGGCCUGCGUGUCCAGCACACCAAAAGCAUGACUCGUCUCCGCGAUGCGCGAUCCCGAUCCACAACAGAGGAAAGGCUUCCAGGGCCCACCCGAUCGCUCUCGGAGCAGCACGAUCUCGCAUCCGGCGGCGUACAGUCCAUGGAGGUGGAAGCGCCUCGACUGCUCCCUCCCUUCCAGAGCUCCGCCUCGAUCAAAGCAGGCAUCCAGAACGGCGCAAGCAGCAGCAAGUUGCAAGAGGAUGCCGAGAUCGAAGAUCUCGCCGCUGCGCACGACGAUGAUGUCGACGAGGACGACAUGUCGGAUGUCCACUCGACCACGGACAGCGAUGACGAUACGGGAGAAGAUGUCGAUGUUGACCACGGAAGCUGGCUCGAGUCCGAGAGGCUCGACGCUGGGGCAAGACCCGAGAGCGUCACCUCGGCAGAAGACGGUGACCUGCUCGACUUCAACAUCGACCCGGAAGGUCUCGUCUCAUUGCAUCCGGAGCUGGAAGAAGCGGCGCGACGCAAAGUGGCCUUGAUCAAGUCCCGAUACCAGGAGGAAGUCAUUGCGCCUCGCGCCGCACGCGCGCAGCUGCAACGAGCCGAACAGGUGGCCCUUGGUCAGCUCACUGCCGACCUCGCCGCACACGAGGAUGAACUGAUCGCCAUGGGCCUCGACCCGGAAGAGGUGCGCGACACCAGCAUGGUCGCAGAGUACGCCACCGAGAUUUUUGGCUACAUGGCGCGAUGCGAGCGAGAGACCAUGGCAAACCCCAACUAUAUGGAGUUCCAGAGCGAGAUCCACUGGCACAUGCGCGCGACGCUCGUCGACUGGCUGCUGCAGGUCCACAUGCGCUACCACAUGCUACCGGAGACGCUCUGGAUCGCCAUCAACAUUGUCGACCGCUUCCUCAGCGUCCGUGUCGUCAGCCUCGCCAAGCUGCAGCUCGUCGGUGUCACCGCCAUGUUCAUCGCCGCCAAGUACGAGGAGAUUCUCGCUCCUAGCGUCAAGGAGUUCGUCUACAUGACCGAAGGCGGCUACUCGCAGGAAGAGAUCCUCAAGGGCGAGCGCAUCAUCCUCUCGACGCUCGACUUUAACGUCUCGUCCUACUGCUCGCCCUACUCGUGGGUGCGAAAGAUCUCCAAGGCGGACGACUACGACAUCCGCACGCGCACGCUGUCCAAGUUCCUGAUGGAGCUCGCGUUGCUCGACCACCGCUUCCUGCGUGCUCGCCCUAGCCUGAUCGCGGCUGUUGGCAUGUUCUUGGCCAAGAAGAUGCUCGGAGGCGAGUGGGACGAUGCCUUUGUCUACUACUCUGACUUCACCGAGGAGCAGCUGGUGCCUGGCGCGAACCUGUUGCUGGAGCGCUUGCUGGACCCCGGCUUCGAGGAGCAGUUCGUCUACCGCAAGUACGCCAACAAGAAGUUCCUCAAGGCGAGUGUCUUUGCGCGCGACUGGGCCUACCAGAACCACAGCGCACUGCUCGCUGCCGCCGCCGCCGCCGCUGCGGCAGCUCAGUCCCAGUAG
Messenger RNA from Kalmanozyma brasiliensis GHG001, 1818 nucleotides. Its product is annotated as Cyclin, N-terminal. The transcript has 2 exons. Lineage: Eukaryota; Fungi; Basidiomycota; Ustilaginomycetes; Ustilaginales. Gene Ontology annotation, molecular function: cyclin-dependent protein serine/threonine kinase regulator activity. Gene Ontology annotation, biological process: regulation of cyclin-dependent protein serine/threonine kinase activity; G2/M transition of mitotic cell cycle. The record is from RefSeq and is a predicted model, not a curated record. Bases 1 to 1818 code for a protein of 605 amino acids. Gene Ontology annotation, cellular component: nucleus; cyclin-dependent protein kinase holoenzyme complex; cytoplasm.